Lycium barbarum (goji berry) is the source of this 2436-nucleotide messenger RNA. Its product is annotated as zinc finger protein BALDIBIS-like. Gene Ontology annotation, molecular function: DNA-binding transcription factor activity. Bases 345 to 1931 code for a protein of 528 amino acids. The record is from RefSeq and is a predicted model, not a curated record. NCBI's taxonomy places the organism in Eukaryota, Viridiplantae, Streptophyta, Magnoliopsida, Solanales, Solanaceae. The transcript is spliced from 3 exons. Gene Ontology annotation, cellular component: nucleus.
AGAGACAGAGAUAGAGAGAGAGAGGAAAAUUAUUUGUAUGGCCAUGAUAUUGUAUGGUAGUUUUGCUACUAGACAUUCAAACACAAAGUGAAUACCAGAGAACCUCUGUAAGAAGAAGAAGAGGAAAUAGUCUGUGGAUGGAAUCGUGCAGUUUGUAACCAUUAUUUUGUCUAGUUUUUAACUUUGGAUUUAGCUUAUACAGUGUAAUCUUGGGAUUUAGCUGUUUUAAGCAAAAUCUUUGGUUUCUUCUGAAAGCUGAGCUGUUUUUUUUUUUUGGUUCCUUCUCACUUAAGCUCCUCCUUCUUCUUCUCCAACUCUUCUCAGUCCAUAUUUCAGCUGCAAAAAUGAUGUCUGAUGAUGGACUUUCUUCCCUAGCUUUCAUUCAAGAUCCAAAAUCAAACUCGAACUCAAACCCUAGUAGUAAUAAUCCAAACCCUAAUUCAAAUCCAUCUGCCAAAAGAAAAAGAAACCUCCCAGGAAAACCAGAUCCAGAUGCAGAAGUGAUAGCAUUAUCACCUAAAUCACUGAUGGCGACGAAUCGAUUCUUAUGUGAAAUCUGCAACAAGGGUUUCCAGAGGGACCAGAAUUUACAACUCCAUAGAAGAGGUCACAACUUGCCAUGGAAGCUAAAGCAAAGGAACAAAAAUGAAGUGAUCAAGAAGAAAGUUUAUAUUUGCCCCGAAAAGACCUGUAUCCACCACGAUCCAUCCAGAGCUCUCGGGGAUUUAACAGGUAUUAAAAAACACUAUUCGAGAAAACAUGGUGAGAAGAAGUGGAAGUGCGAGAAAUGUUCAAAGAAAUAUGCAAUUCAAUCUGAUUGGAAAGCCCAUACUAAGAUUUGUGGCACGAGAGAAUAUAAAUGUGAUUGUGGAACACUUUUCUCCAGAAAGGACAGCUUUAUAACACAUCGAGCAUUUUGUGAUGCAUUAGCGGAAGAAAGUGCACGAUUUACUUCAGUUCCAAGUGCAACAAAUCUGAAUUUCAGAAAUGAAAUAUUGUUGCAUGGGGGAUUUAGUAAUAAUCUUCAGCACAGUGGAAAUCCCCAAUUUGGUUCUAAUUUAUUUAGGCCUGAGUUUAUGGGACUUGGAUUGGACUUUGCAAUUAGUCAUCAUCAUCAACUCAAUAAUGUUGAUGGACAAAAACCAAGGAUACCACUUUGGUUGGACAAUAAUAUGAAUCCAAAUUCAGGUAAUGAUUUCUUAGUAGCAUCAUCAAGCUCAACUACUAGCAACUUGCCUCAUCAUGAAUUGGUCCAAAUGGCGGCUCAUAACAAUAAUCAACAAUGGUUCAUUAAUGGUGGUGGUGGUAAUGAUGAUUCUGGAAUUGGCUCUUCCUCAUCUCAACUUCCUUCACGAGUACUGCUAAAAGAGGAAGAAGAGAACAAAAGAAAUUUGUCGGAGACAAUAAAUUCAAUGUACUACAAUAACAAUCAUCACCAAGAAACAACAACAACAAAUAUGUCGGCUACUGCACUAUUGCAAAAAGCAGCCCAAAUGGGAUCAACGAGGAGCAAUUCGGCCCUCUUCGGCACUGGAUUUGGGUUAAUGGGUUAUUCUUUCUCUAAAAGCAACGGACAAGGACAAUUUGCUGCUAAUGAUCAGAAUUUGAAUGGCUUAAUGAUGAACUCUCCGUCAACAGUUUCAUCUUUGACUCCAAAUGUUAAUCAAGGAAAUAGGCUGUUGUUCGGGGAUAUGAGCUCGAGUUCUUUAGAUGGUAUUAAUGCAAAUGGAAAGAGUUCAGAUCCUUUUUUGAACAAAGGGAAGCAAGUAAAUCUGAGUAGAAAUGGAGCUAUUGAAGGAAGCUUAACAAGAGAUUUUCUUGGUGUAGGAAGAAAUGAAAGCAGUCCUUUUUUAUCAAAAGAUGAGCUGGCCAAGUUCCAGAAUAUUUCCAGUUCAGCCAUGGGAUUAAGCCAGUACAAUGGAAGUCACUGAUCUAAGGUUGCUUCAUUGGGUUCAACUGAACCUAUUGUUUUCCACUCGAAAUAUGUAUACAUAUGCAAAAAGUUAAUGUAUGCGGAUAAUAAAAGCUCAGUACUCAUACUGAAUGGAAUUACUCUAAAGGUCCAAACUUGUGGGAGCUAUUAAUUCAAGGAUUUUCACUACAGUGGAAUGAUACAAUGUUCAGAGUGUAAAAAAGUUGGAACAGGGUCAAAAACUUCAAUCUUCAUGAGAGAGAGAAAGAGGAGGAGGAAGCAAGAGCAGCAAUUUCGAGGGAUCUUGUGAAUUGUCAGAGAAAGGGGUCCACUGAAUGUUGGAAGAGAUUUGAUAAAAGGGACUUGACAAUCACAAGUCAAGCUUUUUUCCUCUUGUAGAAAUAUUUCUGCUUUUUUUACAAUUUUCCUUUCGAGUGUUCAAUUGAUUACUGCAAACCUGUGACUCUCCAGGUUCACUGCCAUAUUCUGAAUCUUAUAUUUUUGAAUAAUUUUGGUUGGUAUAA